GCCGUCUUGGCCGCGUCGCCUCCUUGGCGAACGGGCGCGUUUGGCGCCACGCCACGCCAUACCGCUGCCACCCACCGCAAUCCAAGCAAGCAGCCCCGCUAUGUCGGUCGCUGUGCUGCGAGUGCGAGCCAUGGAGCUACUGGCACGACCCGCAGCGGCAGCGUCGUCCUCCUGCGCGCGACCCUCGCUACAGCUCCCCGCCCCGGGCACAUCCCGUCCCCGUCGGCCCGGGUUCCCUACUCUCCGCGCAGCUGCGGCGGCAGCGGCGGCGAUCGCCGCGGAGCCGCAAUCGAACGAGCAGCAGAAUAUCAUUAUGGAAACUGAGGUGUUUGCCUGCCCUGUCUGCUACGAGCCAUUGAUGAGAAAAGGGCCACCAGGCAUAAACUUGCCAGCAAUUUAUAGGUCGGGAUUCAAGUGUUCAAAGUGCAACAAGUCAUUUACCAGCAAAGACAUCUUCCUGGACCUCACUGUAACUGCAGGGACAAAAGAAUAUAGCGAACAGAAGCCCGCUAGAACUGAGCUGUUCAGGAGUCCACUUGUCUCAUUUCUUUAUGAGAGAGGGUGGCGACAAAACUUUAAUCGGAGUGGUUUCCCUGGUCUUGACGAAGAGUUUCAAAUGGCUCAAGACUAUUUUCAACCCAUUGCUGGUGGUAUCCUUCUUGAUGUCAGCUGUGGCAGUGGCUUGUUUACUAGGAAGUUUGCAAAGUCUGGGACAUACUCAGCUGUGAUCGCUUUGGACUUCUCUGAGAAUAUGCUCCGCCAAUGCUAUGAAUUCAUUAAGCAAGAUGAUUCUCUCCUCAAUGUGAAUCUCGCACUCGUGAGAGCAGAUAUUUCGAGGCUCCCUUUUGCUUCUUGUUCAGUAGAUGCCAUUCAUGCUGGAGCGGCUAUCCAUUGUUGGCCCUCACCCUCUAAUGCGGUAGCUGAAAUAAGCCGCGUCCUGAGGCCUGGUGGAGUGUUUGUGGGAACCACCUUCUUAUCCUCUCCCAGGAACAACCCAUUCUCUGUUGAAGCACUAAGGCCACUUAGACAGAUUGUUGGACCAGUUAACACCAGCUACAACUAUUUUACUGAAGGAGAGCUAGAAGACUUGUGCAAAUCCUGUGGCCUUGUCAACUACAGCAGCAAUGUUCAGAGGUCAUUUAUCAUGUUCUCCGGGCAAAAGCCAUACUGAAGAAUCCUGUCAAAUCCAAACUCUGUUGUUUCUUCAGGAUUCCUUGCAAAAACACGUUUAGAAGUAUUUGCGUAUAUUUGUGCCAUACUGUGCAUAGGUUCCUUAAUUUCUGUACUAUUCCUUAAUGUAUUCAGUACCAAAAAAAAAUGCAUGCUGCAGACUCUUAGAAAAGCCCUACGUUUCUGUGAAUCAACAAACCUGAAAGCCUAGAAUAAUGCUUGAAUUCUAUUGCUCUCCU
Molecule: messenger RNA, 1409 nt
Organism: Zea mays
Lineage: Eukaryota; Viridiplantae; Streptophyta; Magnoliopsida; Poales; Poaceae
Product: S-adenosyl-L-methionine-dependent methyltransferase superfamily protein
Exons: 7
Coding region: 101-1171 (356 amino acids)
Cellular component (GO): chloroplast
Molecular function (GO): S-adenosylmethionine-dependent methyltransferase activity
Source: RefSeq, marked provisional